AUGGCUACAAAUACGAACAAGAAUAAUAGUCGAAUUGCCUUAAUUACAAGUGGUAUUAAAGGAAUUGGUUUUGAAGUGGCACAUCAAUUGGCUAAUAAAGGUAUUGAAGUACUAAUUGGUUCUCGAGAUGAAAUAAAAGGUGAAUUAGCUGCGCAAAAACUUGCUUCCGAAAAUCUUCCAGUUACUUAUAUACAAAUUGAUGUUACUAAUCAAGCAACCAUUGAUCUUGCUGUUACGGAAGUUGCAAAUGCAUAUGGUCGUCUCGAUAUUCUCAUUAAUAAUAGUGGUAUCUAUUUAAAUGAACCACGUCCAAAUGAAUUAUCAUUAGAUAUGAUUCGACAAAAUUUUGAAGUAAAUUUUUUUGGUGCAUUUGCUAUUACAAAUGCUUUUUUACCGUUACUUCGUCAAUCAUCAUCUGCAUGUAUUGUUAAUAUUUCAAGUUCUUUAGGUUCAUUUCAAUUUCAUGAAAAAAGUAAGGAUCAUCAUUUUCAUUGUGCAUAUAGUGCAUCAAAAGCGUCGCUUAAUAUGUUAACACUUCAACUGGCUAGAGAUUUACAUGAAACAAAAAUAAAAGUGAAUGCAUGUACAUCUGAUUUACCAACUAUGACAUUAUCAAAUAAUCAUGGUCAUUCAAUUGAAAAUGCUGCUAAAUCAAUUGUUUUCCUAGCAACAUUAUCUGAUGAUGGACCAACUGCACGUAGUGAAGAACUUGGUUUGAAAGCGGUUCAACAGUUACAAGAAACAAAUAAAGAUGCUCGAGAUAAAGUUCAUUUUCAUCAAUUAGAUAUAACAAAUGUUGAAAGUAUUCGACGAUUAGCUGAUCAUAUUAAAAAAAAUCAUGGUGGUUUAGAUAUUCUUAUAAAUAAUGCCGGUAUGGCAUUUAAAGUCAAUGAUAUUACACCCUUUGGAGAUCAAGCGGAAAUAACAGCUCAAACAAAUUUUUUCGGUACAAUUAAUGUUUGUAAUGCUUUAUUUCCUCUAUUACGAGAUCAUGCACGAGUUGUUAACGUAUCAAGUCGGGCUGGUAUGCUUGAAUCAGUAAAAAAUAAUGAAAUACGUCAUAAUUUAAUAUCACCAAAUGCAACCAUUGAAACUGUUUCUGAUAUUCUUAGUGAUUUUAUCAAAAAUGCAAAACAAAAUUCGCAUCAAGAUAAUGGUUACCCAAAUAGUGCAUAUGGAAUGAGUAAAGUUGCAUUGACAGCUGCAACUCUCAUACAACAACGUUUCUUCGAUGAAAAAUCUACUAAAGAUAUUAUUGUUAAUGCUUGUUGUCCUGGUUAUAUUAAUACUGAUAUGACAGCGAAUAAAGGACCUGGAACAGUUGAACAAGGCGCCGAUACACCUGUUUAUUUAGCAACAUUAGAACCAAAUGCAAAAUCACCACGAGGAGAAUUUGUUGCUGAAAGAAAAAUUCUCAAAUGGAAAUGUUAA
Messenger RNA from Adineta steineri, 1431 nucleotides. NCBI's taxonomy places the organism in Eukaryota, Metazoa, Rotifera, Eurotatoria, Adinetida, Adinetidae. The record is from the annotation of a GenBank genome assembly.